GGAUCCAGAGCGCGAGCGCACAGAGAGCGGGGAUGGCAGCCGAGGAGAAGCAAGCUCCGGCACCCGAGCUGACUCCGGAGCACGGCGGGCACAUCCCGAAGAGGCACGCGCGGGUCACCGUCAAAUACAACCGGCGGGAGCUGCAGCGGAGGCUGGACGUGGAGAAGUGGAUCGAUGAGAGUCUGGACCGGCUGUACGGGGGCCAGGAGGAGGAAAUGCCGGAGGAGGUAAACAUCGAUGAGCUCCUUGACCUGCCGAGCGACCGGGAGCGAGUCCAGAGGCUACAGGAUCUUCUUCAGAAGUGCAGGAACAGCACAGAGGUUUUCAUCGAGGAGCUCCUGGUGAAGCUGGAAGGCGUUCACAAGCAGAACGAGCUGCAGAGUGAGGGCAUCGAGCACCCGGUCAUCUGCCACAGCCACCCUCGCCACGAGCCCUACCACUUCAACAACCACCAGCACCACCUCCAGCAUACCCGAGGCAAAAACCAGAGCCUCUGAUGCCGCCAGAACCCAUAAUGCACUUUAACUGUCUGACAUGAAACAACCACAGGCAUGAAAACCACUAGCAUCCCGAGCAUUUCAAAGCUGAGCAUUCAGUCUUCAAAAUCAUCUCCGUUAAAAUGAACUAUUUUAUGUUUCUAACACCAUCCUUUAUAUAUGAAUAUUAUUUUAUGGAGCAAUUCCUUCGUAAAUGGAUAAUUUCAGAAUCACUGACUGUGUGAGUGUAAGGUAGACUUUUAUUAACCUAGAAACAGGUGUUUGGGGCUAAAUAAGGGACAAUAUUAUUUGAAACCCAAAUAAAACAACUU
Molecule: messenger RNA, 808 nt
Organism: Oryzias melastigma (Indian medaka)
Lineage: Eukaryota; Metazoa; Chordata; Actinopteri; Beloniformes; Adrianichthyidae
Gene: ppp1r14aa
Product: protein phosphatase 1, regulatory (inhibitor) subunit 14Aa
Exons: 4
Coding region: 33-497 (154 amino acids)
Biological process (GO): regulation of phosphorylation
Cellular component (GO): cytoplasm
Molecular function (GO): protein serine/threonine phosphatase inhibitor activity
Source: RefSeq, a predicted model, not a curated record